This is a messenger RNA of Bicyclus anynana (squinting bush brown), 1167 nucleotides long. RefSeq names its product mediator of RNA polymerase II transcription subunit 7 (gene MED7). Gene Ontology annotation, cellular component: mediator complex; core mediator complex. Lineage: Eukaryota; Metazoa; Arthropoda; Insecta; Lepidoptera; Nymphalidae. The record is from RefSeq and is a predicted model, not a curated record. Gene Ontology annotation, biological process: regulation of transcription by RNA polymerase II. Bases 175 to 837 code for a protein of 220 amino acids. The transcript has 3 exons. Gene Ontology annotation, molecular function: transcription coregulator activity.
AUGGUUGAGUUUUUGACGUUUGUGGUUGGAUUUUUUUGGAAUCUUGGUGGAUGUUGAUAAUUUUUUAAUAUUUGUAUUUGUACUAUACAAAUAACUUAAGUCAUAGAUUAAAGUGUUAAGUAGUAAAGAAUAACAAUAAAUUUAUGUUACAUUGUAGAAAAGAAAAAUAAAAGGAUGUCUUCUGAAACGACUCAAGUUAGUUCGUUGCCGUUACCUCCAUUGCAAUACAUCAAUUUUUAUACUGACGAAAAUGUUCGUAGAAAUAGGGCUCCGUUGCCACCACGGCCUAUUCAUGACUCCUACCAAAUGUUUGGUCAUACAUUCAAUGCAGAUGAUACAAUUAUACGUUCCUUGGAAAGUCAGGGUUUCCGUCGCCUUUACCCGAUGCACUUUGAAAGGAGAAGAGAAUUGAAGAAACUGAACCACUCGUUAUUGGUUAACUUUUUAGAUCUAUUAGAUUUAUUAGUUCAUUGCCCAGAUUCACCAAAGAGAGCUGAAAAAGUUGAAGAUCUUAGUCUGCUAUUUAUACACAUACAUCAUCUGUUGAAUGAGUUCCGACCACAUCAGGCCAGAGAAACACUCCGUGUGAUGAUGGAGUUACAGAAGAGACAAAGAGUGGAGACUGCUAUGAGGUUCCAGAAACACUUGGAUAAAGUUCAAGAUAUUUUACAAAAUGCAUUACAAAGUUUGCCAGAUCAGAAUGACAUUGAGUCUAAUUUUAAAGUACCACCAGAAAUAUUGGAUCAUAUGGAUUGUAACCCAAGUGACAAUGCAAAUGCUGAUCCAUGCUAUGAACUUGAUAGAAUCAUGUGUAAUAUUGUAGAUAAUAUGAGAUAGCUAUACAUAUUUGUUUCAAAUCAAUGAUUAUUAUUAAGGUAAAAAAAAGUAAUUAAUGCUCAUUUACGUGAUACCUGUUUCUUCAAAGCAAAUAUUGUAUACUUAUUUUAUAAUUGCUUGUAAUUUUUUUCAAGAAACUGGUAAAAGUGAAUGAAUGCAUUACAAAGUGAUGCAAUAGGUAAACCAUAAUUGAAACUGAAUAUCUAAAUAGAGAUUUUGUAAUAUAUUAGAAAGGGGUCUCCUUUCUAAUAAUUAGCUGCUUGUUCUUUGAUUUUCAUUCUUGAAAAUAAUGAAAUGCCUUUCCUUUUUAAAUAAAAUUUUGUAAUCAUA